CUUUUUUUUUUCUUCUCAGUAAAUUAUAUAUUUUAGGGGGGAAAAUGUAUUAUCUCUUAGUUAUCGUCUUUGGAUAUUUUGUCUAUGGUUUGUUAGUUGAGGUGAAGGUUUAUUUUGAGAGGAAAGCAAACGCGACACCUGUUUACAAUUGCUGUGAACAUGAAGACAGGCUGCUGAGGAGAUAUAGGUGGCUUUCGAGCGAGUACCAGCGUCUCGAACAACCCCGGAAGAACGUCUGGGCCGAGACGAUGGUCGGUGAGAUGAAGUCGCCGGGAGCCAGCGGUCAGUACCUGCCUGGAUUCCUGCUCGGCGAGCCAGAGGUGAACCAUGAGUUCCUGUCCCGGAGCCAAGCCUCACCUGAGAAGAUGAACGUGUCACCGCGCCACGGUGAGAGCCCUCUCCAGAUAACGUCGUUCAGGCCGCACUACAACCACGGGAGCAAGAUGGUCCUGAACGGGCCCCCAAUAUCUUCCCUUUUUGAUGAGGAGAUGAAGGCGAAGAACGCGGAGGUUACAACAGACAGAACAAUCGGAGCCACACCCGACAGGAUGGACACUGUCGGCAACGAUGCUGUGGACAGUGAAGGACACUGGAUCGUAGUUUAUGGCUUUCCACCAUCUGCCAGUGCUCAUGUUUUGUCUAUUUUCUCUCAACUUGGGCAGGUGAUGGAACACUCAUUCCCGACGUCUGGGAACUGGAUGUUCCUGAAGUUCGGCAAUAGGGGAGACGUUCGGAAGGCGCUGGGUUACAAUGAGCGAAUCAUCAAUGGCAACAUAAUGAUCGGUGUUUCCGAACGGAAAAAUAUAAACCAGAUGAGGCUUUCCUGCCCCACGUCGCCAGCAUUCAACAACAGCGUCACAGCCCAAGCAUUCUCACCUACUUCGCCUAAAAUACGCCACCUGAGCCUGUCGAGAAGGGAGAUGGCGACGCCGGAUCAACCGACACCACAAAAGGACACAAGCGUAGUCGGCAAGGUGAUCGAUUUCGUUUUAGGAUGGUGAUUUAAAAGAAAAAAAUUAACUUUUUCGUUAUGUUAAUUAUUCUCAACCGUUUUUGUUUGCCUUGUCUUCUCUCUUUUUAAAAUCUAAAUUAAACCAAAUAUGACCGAAUGAAUAUUAAUAAA
Messenger RNA from Cimex lectularius (bed bug), 1123 nucleotides. It is a transcript of the gene Nup35, whose product is annotated as nucleoporin NUP53. The transcript is spliced from 5 exons. Lineage: Eukaryota; Metazoa; Arthropoda; Insecta; Hemiptera; Cimicidae. The coding region runs from base 45 to 1001 and encodes 318 amino acids. Gene Ontology annotation, cellular component: nuclear pore nuclear basket; nuclear membrane; nuclear pore central transport channel. The record is from RefSeq and is a predicted model, not a curated record. Gene Ontology annotation, molecular function: single-stranded DNA binding; structural constituent of nuclear pore; phospholipid binding. Gene Ontology annotation, biological process: nuclear pore organization; NLS-bearing protein import into nucleus; regulation of DNA-templated transcription.